UUUUUUUUCUUUUUUGAAAAAGAGCAAUAUGAACCUUAGUUUUUCCACGCGCGAGCCAUUUCUCCUGCUCAUCUUCUCCUUCGAUCUUCUUCUUUAUUCUUCGCCACUUCGCCGCCCUCCUCUCCCUUUCCUUCACCUUCACUCUUCUUCUCUCCCGCCGCCUCACUCCAAGGACAUUGCCCAGGAUCUACUUCCACUUACAACAUGAGCCGACCGAUGGAGGAAGAUACUAGCAAGAAUGAGGAAGAGGAGUUCAAUACUGGUCCACUUUCCGUGCUCAUGAUGAGUGUUAAAAAUAACACUCAGGUUCUCAUAAAUUGCCGCAAUAAUAAGAAGCUUUUGGGACGUGUAAGGGCCUUUGACCGGCAUUGUAAUAUGGUUCUGGAAAACGUUAGAGAGAUGUGGACUGAGGUACCUAAAACUGGGAAGGGCAAGAAAAAGGCUCAGCCUGUUAACAAGGACAGAUUUAUCAGCAAGAUGUUCCUGAGAGGAGACUCGGUCAUUAUUGUUCUUAGGAAUCCCAAGUAAGAAGAGUUGAUCAUCUCAUCAUAUGUUCGGUUUGGAUUCUCAAGUCAACUCCAUUUGUCUACCAAUCUUUUUUGCUUGUCAUCAAACUUUCAUUUGAUAGCCUGACGGUCUGCUAAGCUUGGGGCUAUCUAUAUCAGUUUGUAGUUCGUUUUGAUUUUUCAUUCCCGCAAACCAUUUACCAAAUAUUGUAACUCUAGAAAGUGUAUUUGUUUAGGUAUGGGAGAUUAUUAGUAGAAAUGCCAUAUGUUUUUAACGUGUGUAUUGAAUAGAGUUUAUCUUUGCAACUGUUGAGACGUUAUCUGUUUUGAUCACAAGUGGAUAUUAUCAUUCGUAAUUACGAGGAUCUUUUGGGCAUGGUA
Cucumis sativus (cucumber) is the source of this 887-nucleotide messenger RNA. RefSeq names its product small nuclear ribonucleoprotein Sm D2. Gene Ontology annotation, molecular function: RNA binding. The record is from RefSeq and is a predicted model, not a curated record. Gene Ontology annotation, cellular component: U4/U6 x U5 tri-snRNP complex; U1 snRNP; precatalytic spliceosome. Gene Ontology annotation, biological process: spliceosomal snRNP assembly; RNA splicing. Bases 205 to 528 code for a protein of 107 amino acids. The transcript is spliced from 6 exons. NCBI's taxonomy places the organism in Eukaryota, Viridiplantae, Streptophyta, Magnoliopsida, Cucurbitales, Cucurbitaceae.